GAUGACUCAAAGUGGCGUCUACGUGCAAAGCUACGUAUGGCAGCGGAAGGUGGCUGAAAACUGUUUCCGCUUUUUGAAGGUCUCAAUACCAACUACCUCAACACCGGAGGCGUUGAAUUAUUUGCCAUGAUAGCAGCUGUGGCCAUGAGUGCAACAUGCCCAGGCCUGUACUGUGGCAGAAUAAUGUUCAAUGGGUCAAUGGAAAGAGACUGUGGUUUUUGCCCUCGUGGAGAGCGAGCCAACCACCAGAAAGUGUGUGAACGCUGCACCGAGUCUCCUCAACUUUAUGAUUGGCUCUAUCUCGGCUUCAUGGCCAUGCUACCUCUCAUGCUUCAUUGGUUCUUCAUUGAGUGGUAUUCUGGUAAGAAGAGUUCCAGUGCUUUGCUACAGCACAUCACAGCCUUGUUGGAGUGCAGCGUGUCUGCUGUGGUUACGCUGUUGGUCACAGAGCCAAUAGGGAUGCUCAGUAUCAACUCCUGUCGAGUCCAGAUGCUGUCGGACUGGUACACCAUGCUGUAUAAUCCCAGCCCAGACUACAUCAACACUUUACACUGCACCCAAGAGGCUGUCUACCCACUCUAUACCAUCGUGUUAAUCUACUAUGCCUUCUGCUUGGUGCUGAUGAUGCUACUGCGCCCUCUGUUGGUUAAAAAGAUAGCAUGUGGUCUGGGCAAAUCUGAUCGAUUUAAGAGCAUCUAUGCUGCUCUGUACUUCUUCCCAAUCCUGACUGUGCUCCAGGCUGUUGGGGGUGGAUUGCUCUAUUAUGCGUUUCCCUAUAUAAUACUCGUCCUCUCCCUCGUCACUCUGGCCGUAUACAUGUCUGCCUCUGAGAUACAGUCCUUCAAGAACCUGGUUGCCAAGAAGAAGCGCUUGGUCAUCCUGUUCAGUCACUGGUUGCUCCACGCGUAUGGCAUCAUCUCGAUCUCACACCUGGACAAACUGGAGCAGGACUUGCCACUAUUGGCCUUGGUGCCCGGUCCUGCGUUGUUCUACAUUGCUACAGCUAAGUUCACAGAGCCAAGUCGCAUUCUGUCAGAGGGUGGGAGCGGACACUGAAACUCCAAGUAAUGGUUUCGAAACCAGAUGUAUGUUAUAGCCUCUUACCCCACGGUUGUGUCAUGUUCUUAUGCAAGUAUAUAUAUUUUCUGGAUAAUUUCUGUGAACAAAAUAGAUGUACACUGUCACGCAUGUCUUGAAACCUGUCAUUUACAGAAGAGUCACGGAAAUAUGUACGUUAAUUCCAGUAUAAAUAAUGCAAAUACAGUGAUCCCUCGCUCUAUCGUGGUUCGUUUCGCGCAACUUCGGUGCAUCACGUUUUUUUCCCCCAAAGUACUGUAUUCGAAAAAAUUGCGGAAUGACUCAGAGGUUUUGUGCAUGGCUGUAACUUGAUUGGUUCCCAGCGCCGACAUCCAUCAAUGACAGCACUAUCCCACGUGGGGUGGCGGGGAGGGAGGGGGCUGAGAAGAUGCACAGCCAAUCAACAUGGCUGUGCAUCUUCUCAGCCCCGCCCAGCACCCGCCCUUCUGUCUUAUCACGUGGGUUACUCUUUAAUCUUUGAUGACAAGUGUUGUUUACAGUGUGUGUGUGUGUGUGUGUGUGGGUGUCUGUUUUAGUGCGCUCAGCUCACGUGCGAACGCCCACGUGGGGCACGUUUGUGUGCGUGCGCGGGUGUGUGUGUAUGUGUGUGGCUGAAAUAGAGAGAAGGAGGGAGGCAGUGAGGUAGGGGGGGCGGCAGAGAGAGAGAGAGAGAUAGAUAGAUAGAAGGCUUUUUAGAAAAAAGAAGCAGUGUCUCUUCCAUCCUUAAUUGUCUAAUCAUUAAUACAUGGCUGCACGCCCCGGGAUCGCUGGCCUGUUCACAUACAGCACAUUUGAAAUUUCGUUCCUCUCACAUUUUUUGGCUUUUUAAAAAAAUAAAUCCUACUUCACGGAUUUCACUUCUCAUGGGUUAUUUUUGAAACGUAACCCCCACGAUAAAAGAGGAAUUACUGUAUUGUCUCUGUGACUUUAUAAGAUGGGGACUGACACGGAUAUCAGAAUAUUUUGUCUCCAAUAAACCAAGGUCAAAUUUCAUGUAGCUUGAAGCCAAAUAAUCAUGAAUGUCCAUUUUUGAAUUCUUGGACUGUAAAUGUUUCCUUACAUGUUCAUGUACAUGCACAUGUUACAUGUGUACAUAUAGUCACAGUUUGUGAUAGUCGUGUGAACAUCUCAAUGGUUCAAGAGAGAGUAAAUUUAAUUAAAAAAAUUAAAUGUCAGGACAUUUAAGUCCCAAAAUGAAAGGAGACUUCAAAUAGCCAUGCAGCAAAAGGACAUGGAACUGCAACUUUUGUAUCUGAAGUGCCGCUGUGAAGGAAACUAUUGUUCUGAAUGGAGAUUUUUUUAUAGGUAUUUAUCAUUGGAUUGUUAUUUUUGGUGUUAUGUACAACUGUAGUGGUGUGUAAGUGCUAUAUAUUCCUGUACUGUAAAGUUGAGUUGACUAAGAUACGUGUUUUUUCCCCAGGUUUAUACGACACAGUCUUCUGUUAUUUCAAAAAUGAGGUUAAAACACUGA
Messenger RNA from Hippocampus zosterae (dwarf seahorse), 2548 nucleotides. It is a transcript of the gene jkamp, whose product is annotated as jnk1/mapk8 associated membrane protein. Bases 127 to 1056 code for a protein of 309 amino acids. Gene Ontology annotation, cellular component: membrane. Lineage: Eukaryota; Metazoa; Chordata; Actinopteri; Syngnathiformes; Syngnathidae. The record is from RefSeq and is a predicted model, not a curated record. Gene Ontology annotation, molecular function: ubiquitin protein ligase binding. The transcript has 7 exons. Gene Ontology annotation, biological process: response to unfolded protein.